GAUGAAUUGUAUGUUUUGUCUUUUGUUCGCUCGCUCGCUCGGUUGUUAAAACUUUGAUCCUUUGUUCGUUCAUUGUUUGCGUCGCGUCAAGUUAAAAUCCAAGCUAAAUACAACCGCACACACGAGUAUAUACGUCAAUGUAUAAUUUUUAUAUAAUAUAAAGCCAAAAUCGUGUUUGCUAUUGGCGUUUGUUUAGUGGCCUAUUCACUUUUCGUGGUGCAUUGUGCGUCUUUUUGAACGGGCAGAAUUUUAAUGAAGACGAAAAUGCUUUUGUUUGGAAAGCAAAAACAAUAAAAUCAUUACUCAUCUGCAUGUGCCAUUAUAAUAAUAAACAUAAAAAAGUGUUUUAUUAAAGAAACACUCAUUUGCAAAUUGAUACACACACAUAGCCACAUAGGCCACAUUACCGUUAAUCGCAAUAAUUUCUAGCAUAUAAAAGAACAACAACGAAGCAACGACAACGCAGCGAAAAUGAGCACCAUCGAAGAGAUUCCUGAAACCCAGGAGGUCACCUCCACCUCCGCCGCCACCGCCACUGCCCAACAAGAACCUGUAACGUCUGCGGAAAAGGAAGAGCACGAUCCCAAUAUAGCCGUUCCUCGCCCACCUCUCGCCGAAUUUACCACACCCCCACCAUCACCCAUCGAUGAGAGUGAAAUGGCUGCAGUUAGCAAAGAAGUGAAUCCCGAAAGGGCAGUCGCCUCUAGCAGCGACGGCAUCUUCUCGGUCCUUUAUACGGUUUUCAAGAAAGUCGCCAUUGUCGGUUCCAUUUACUUGGUUGGCUAUAUGGGUUGGAGUGUCGCGUGGCUUAUAGCGCCCGUUAUUCUAUCUGUGGCGCGCGAUGAAUUCCGUAAAACCACCGAACACAAGCGCAACAUUGCUAAGGCGUCAGCCAUGGCUUCCGAGAAGGAUGUCAUACUUGCGCGCAUCGAUGAGUUGCCAGCGUGGGUCUACUUUCCCGAUGUUGAACGCUGUGAAUGGGUCAACAAGAUCCUCAAACAAGUGUGGCCCAAUGCCAACCACUUCGCCCGCACACUCGUCAAAGAGACAAUCGAGCCAAAUGUUGCAUUCGCACUUUCCAAUUACAAAAUGAAUGGCUUCCGCUUCGAUCGCAUCAUACUCGGCACAAUACCGCCACGCAUUGGUGGCGUAAAGAUCUACGAUAAAAAUGUCGAUCGCAAUGAGAUCAUUAUGGAUUUGGAUCUGUUUUAUGCGAGUGAUUGCGACAUCAACUUCUAUUUGGGCAGCAUCAAGGGUGGCAUCAAAGACUUCCAAAUACAUGGCUGGGUGCGCGUGGUUAUGAAGCCACUCAUACGUUCCAUGCCACUGGUGGGUGGUCUGCAGAUCUUCUUCUUGAACAACCCCAAUAUCGAUUUCAAUUUGGUGGGCGUCAUUGAUUUUAUGGAUAUGCCCGGAUUGAGUGAUUUGUUGCGUAGGAUAAUUGUAGAGCAAAUCGGCGCGGUUAUGGUGCUGCCGAAUAAGUUGCCGAUCACAUUGAGUGAUGAGGUGCCAGCGAUCAGUUUAAAAAUGCCAGAACCGGAGGGUAUUUUACGCAUACACGUCGUUGAGGCCAAAGAUCUUAUGAAGAAGGAUAUCGGUGUAUUGGGUAAAGGCAAAUCCGAUCCCUAUGCGGUGAUCAAUGUGGGCGCACAAGAAUUCAAAACGCAAAUUAUUGAAAAUAAUGUGAACCCCAAGUGGGACUACUGGUGCGAGGCCCCUGCCUUUGCUGACGGCACUUUGGAUCUCAAGGCCGUCUUUCAUUUGUGGGACUCAGAUAUUCCUGGUAGUCCGAAUGAUGAUUUUUUGGGAAGAGCUACCAUCGAAAUAUUCAAUGUGAUCAAGCGAGGCAUUGUGGACACGUGGCUAACCUUGGAGGACGCCAAGCAUGGGCUCUUACACGUACGCAUGCAGUGGUAUAAGUUGACUGCCGAUCCUACCGACCUGCAAGCGGCACUACUGGAGACGCAACUGCUGCGAGUAACUUCCAUGAGCACAUCACUACUCACUGUCUUCGUCGAUUCGGCGAAGAAUUUGAAGCAAGCGCGCACCAGCUCCAAACCCGAUCCCUACUUAAUUGCCAUGGUUGGCAAACACAAGGAGCAGACUGCAAUGAUUAUGCGCGAUGAUUCGCCCGUGUGGGAGCAAGGUUUCACCUUCCUGGUGGGCAAUCCGGAAAAUGAGUCACUGCAAAUACGUAUUGUGGACCAGAAGACAGGCAACGACAUCGGACAGUAUACGUACCCGUUGAAUUUACUGCUACCUAAGAAAAAUAUGGAAUUGGUCUCACAGCCAUUCCAGCUACAAAAAUCUGGUCCCGAAUCCAAAUUGAUUAUGUCUCUUUCAUUGCGCAUUCUCAAGCCUGCCGAGGUGUUAGAAGAGACCGAGCCCAAUGCGGGCUCCUCAGAGUCUUCAGCAGCGCUAACACGAUCGAGCUCGGUGAAAACGCCCACGCAGGAGAGCAGCAAGGAUCUACAAUCACAAACGAGCCGCAUUUCAGUUGAAUCUCCCAUUGCCGAGGAACAUGUUGAAACAAUGAAAGCUUCACCAACUUCUACACCCUACUCUGCUGCUCUGGAGUCUGGCGAAGCGGUGCUCACCCAUCGUAUGCCCGAUUUGAGCAGUUCGUCCGGGGAGUUCGGUCUCGGUCGCAUACAACUUUCUGUGCGCUAUAGCGUACAGCGUCAGAAACUCACUGUUACCGUACACAAAAUCAUCUAUCUCCCACUACGUGAUCCCUCCAACAUACCGGAUCCCUAUGUUAAACUCUAUCUACUGCCAGGACGUAGCAAAGAAUCAAAGCGUAAGACAAUGGUAAUCAAGGACAACUGCAAUCCCGUUUAUGAGGCGACAUUUGAGUAUCUCAUAUCGACUGCCGAGCUGGCACAAACUGAGCUAGAGGUGACUGUGUGCUCACAAAAGGGCUUCCUCUAUGGCGGCAGUCCCAUCAUGGGCAUGCUGAGAAUCCCUCUAAAUGAUCCAGAAAUCUCUAGUAAUGGUUUGAAUUCCUGGCUGGAUCUACAACCGGAAAUGAAGCAUGAUUAAGUGUGGAGAAAGCAUAAAAUUGUUCACUCAGUGGUGCUUGUUGCUGGAAUGGGCACAGAGUAUAGGCCGCCGCUGAGCUGCAAUGUGCUUCAUAUUAUAUAACAUUAUCGUAAUAUUAACGGGAAUGUAGUCAGAGUACUUCAUUUUCCCAAACCUUUUAUGUCAAUUUUUUACUUAAACCGCUUUUCAAUCAAAAAAUAAAAAUAACAAAAAAACACGACAAACACAAUUCACAAACUAACGUGCAAUACUAUCUACAGUGCCUACCACAUAAAACUUAGAUUCCAUUAUUUUUACUUUAAUCGACCUAAAUAUCGCAUGCCAAAAACUACCUACAAACUUAAAUAUUUUUUACACAUAAAAUUUGUUUUCCUAAAAGGCUCAUUAGAAUUUAUAUACGAGUGAUUAUUAACUUUUUAUAAUAUUUUAGGUGUUCUAACAAGCGUAAAAUUUUCGUAUGAAAAUGUCUAUGGAAUCGUAAAUUAAUUUUUAUUAUUUUCGUUUAGAGGCCGUUUUCUCAACUAGCCUGUAAUUUGUAGCCUUUGUACAGAUUCAUAAGUAAAAACACUCUCAGCUGGUUAUCAAAAAAUGCCCACAGCUGAGAUCAGCUGAUUCCAAACACAAUUUUAUUUAAGAUGGCUGCAUGAGUCUGAGUGAGUUGGUAUAAAUGAGUUGGCUAUUUUCGAAACCGACUGCCACAAAAACCUCACCUAACCUAAAAUGGUUGCAUAAGAAAUGAAUAAAUUUCAAAGAAAAUCGUAUCAAAAAGUAAAGAAAAUUACGUAAAAAUUCAGAUAUUUCUGAAUAAAAAGCACGUACGAGUAUAAAUUUCCCACGUCAAAGAUAUUAUUUUGCAGUUUUUUUCUAUUAAUUUUUAGUUUUAUUUUUUUAAGUAUUUUUUAUUAUAAAUUUUCCAAGUCAAAGGUAUUAUUUUGCAUUUUUUUUUUAAUUUUUAAUAUUACUUUUAAAUAUAUUUUUAAUUAUAAAUUUUCCAGGUCAAAGAUAUUAUUUUGCAUUUUUUUAUCUAAUUUUUAAUGUUAUUUUUUUAAAUAUUUUUUAUUAUAAAUUUUCCAAGUCAUAAGUAUUGUUUUGCUUUUUUUGUAUUAUUUUUAAUGUUACUAUAAAAAUACUAAUUUGACAUAGCAACCCCGCCAAUACACGCAAGCAAAGAGGCCAAGCACUCACACCAUCACACACUUGACUACCUGUCAAACUCACACCAAGGGUGCCUGUCAAAAAAUAGGAAGAAGAAAAGUAUUUUUACUUGUAUUUUUGUACAAUGAUCCAAGGCGAAUCUAUUAAAGGUGGUGUUGGUAAAUCAGCUGAUUUGUUUGUUUUUUCUUUUUCGCCGUGUGCAUAUGGCUGUCAGAUCAGAAUGAAACAAGGCGAGUUCAUUAUUUGUUUCCUAGUUUCCCAAUACUUUGCUUUGACAAUCAAACGUACAGAACAUUGAUGUUGGUAUAGUGCCACCACCUUUAAUGAAUGCGCCUUGCAAUGAUCACAGCUCACUUUUUCAUGCCGAUAGACACUUUUUGUUCUCUCAAAAGCUUAUUAAGCUCUCGAG
Anastrepha ludens (Mexican fruit fly) is the source of this 4606-nucleotide messenger RNA. It is a transcript of the gene Esyt2, whose product is annotated as extended synaptotagmin-2. The record is from RefSeq and is a predicted model, not a curated record. Gene Ontology annotation, molecular function: lipid binding. The transcript is spliced from 13 exons. Gene Ontology annotation, biological process: lipid transport. The coding region runs from base 472 to 3042 and encodes 856 amino acids. NCBI's taxonomy places the organism in Eukaryota, Metazoa, Arthropoda, Insecta, Diptera, Tephritidae.